UGUGUGAGCACGUGAAGUGGGAAGCAAGCGAGCAAAAGGCGGUUGUCUUUAAGAGUGGAGAAUGGCGCACUUCUUGGCUUGUCGGAACUUACUGUUUAGGGAGGUUGCCAAGACACAGACAGCUGCACCAGUUUGGAAAGAAAUAACAGUCAACACAGGUGGAUCUGAUAGUACUUUACAAGACAUCAAAGUUUCAAACACAUCUGGCGGAUAUGCAUACCAAGACAGCACACAGCCAAAUUCGGCAGCAAGCAACAGAUUUAUAUACUGGAGAACUACAGGAGACAUUUUGGAACUGGUGGAACAGUCUUUGGAUUAUAAUUUAAUUGGUUCUCAUGUUCGAUACCGAUUUCAAGACACUCCUUUACUUGGAGGCACCAGUGUCCAUGAACACCAAGGGAAAGUUUAUAUUUUAGUCACAACAGUUGCUAGUGUACACAGACUUGUAUUUCCUCAUCCAAACAAAAUUCCCAAGCCCGAAACAGUUUGCUAUCGUUUUGGCGAAGAUUCUAAAGCCCUUUCUAUAUUUGCUGAUGCCUCCCUUACCAGUGCUCAAGAUAGCAGAAAUUUUCACAUGGUCAACCCUGGUGGUAGUUUAACAUCUCAGCUUUAUUGUGCGGCCACUUGCCUUGACUCAGAUGGACAGGCUAUGUUUGCCUUUUCUACUAGCCUUGGUUCAAUUUUGCUCUUCUGUAUGCCUACCAUUGAUAAGCCUGGUGAGGUGACUCGCUUUGAACUUUGUCACUCUAGCAUGAUGCAAAGAAUUUGGAGUGGUUUGGUUCCAAAUAUCAUUAAGGGUUCUUCAGAAACAGCUGAAAAAGCACUCAGCUUGGUAAUGGAUGCUGUUGAUGAUGAAGUUUUUAUAUUCUGUGUAUGUAAAGAUCACAAACUGAGAUGGUGGUCAACAAAGACUCAGGAAUGCUUAAUGGUUUUUAAUCUGCUUGAUUUAACUCGUAAUAAACAACAUCCACAUCUUCCAUCUAUUGGCGAUGCCAUUGUGUGUUGGCUGGUUAUGUGUGGUGUAGUGUGGAAGUUGAAAUAUGCUGAUUCCAUUUUGUUAACUGUCCUGUUUACAUGCGGUGGAAAGUUUUGUUUCAUUGAAUCCUCUUUCAAUGAUGGUAGAUACCAGUUACAUCAUAUUGGUUCGAUAUUUGGACCUUCGGAAGAUUUAACUGAUUUCUGCCUGACUGGAGAUCGUUUAUUAACUCUUUGGAGCAGUAGUUCUGGAGAACCAAUUGCUAGAAUAGCUUUAUUUCCAAGUGAUCAGACUGCUGCAAAAGAAUGGACUGAUGUGAUCUUACAACCUCCGGAAACAGCCGACCUUUGGAUUCCUAAUUACCGUGAUCCUCGAGAUGUUUACAUGGAGAAAAUCUUUUAUCCUGGUUGCUUCAGCACUCAGGACAUUGUACGUGCCCUUAAUGUUUAUAAACGCUCAGUCCAUGUUAGACAAGACACCAUCAGUCUAAUCAGUCUUAAAGAGGAAGUUACAAACACUGUUGAAACUGAAAUUCGCAAUGCUGCUAUGGAAUACCAACUGGAUGAAGAUGAAUACUGCCAAUUACAACUGGAACACUGGACAAAAUUUUAUUCUUGCUGUGUCCAGUACCAAGAGGUUAAAUCAUGUUUUCUAUUCUGCAUACGAAAGAAUCAUCUGACUUAUUUUUGUCCCUGUGACAUUGUUGAAGAGCUUUACAUUGGAGACGGUAAUGCUGAAGCUGCUGUUGUCCUUCUCAAUGCUGUCGAAUGCAGAGCAGAGGGCCACAUGGUCACAGAUGUGCUGCAUGUAUUCAAAUGUAUGCAGCUUAUAGCUGGAGAUGUCAGUGAGGACCUUGGGAGCCAACUGGAAUACGAAGCUUCAGUGACCCUCGACCUUGAACAGGCUGCUGGAAGCUUGGUAGAUUCUUGUUUAGCUUUGAAUGACCUUCUGAUUGACAACAUCAAAUCUCACUUGGAAAAUGUAAUUGAUUUAGUCAGCGCUGUUCGUGUGAUUUCGGCCCAUUUAAACCUCAGCACACUACAACUAGACUCUUUGGAUCUGAAUGAGUCAUCACGUCUCUUAUCACAGAUUGAUUGGGGUCAGCUUUUUGCAAGUAACUGUGCAACAUCUGUCAUUAUUGCACAUAUGGAACAUUUUGUUUGCACUCGUCUAAAUGCCACUCGUGACCUCCUUUUGCUGCUCUUAAUUGCAAUGAAAUGUGGUGACCAGGCUCAUUGUGGAAGUGGACGAUGUUGGUCUCUACAGAUCAAUUUAAUGCCUCAAGUGAUCCUCAAUUUUCGGUGUUACCUUGUUCUGAAGUGGGUGAUGACUACUGUUGCAUUGCCAAGCCCAGCUAAUACAGUAGAAUUCAACCUAACACAACUGGCAGCACUUGACAUAUCAGAGGCCACAGCACAGACACCAGUAUACACACCACACAUAGGCUCAGGCCAACCCUCCCUGACAUUGGCAGAACUUUUUCUACGAGGAAUCGGUGGUCUUCAAGUGCGGACGACGUUAAUCAAUAGUAAAAUGUUGAACGAGGAGGUCCCUACUCUGUGGAUAAAUUCUUUAAUUCCCAUCAUCAAAAUUUUAGCCAAACUUUUAUGGCCUGACAGUUUUAGUUUCUUAUUCCCCGAGUUCCUUGUCGGACACUGCCAGUACCUCCACCUGCAGGAAUAUGUGCGUAUGUUGUCUUCGUGGUGCACCAAGAAUGAACAUUCAAGGAAAUUCCUCCUUGGACAAGCAUAUCUUUAUUUCAACGAACCCUACAAGGCUGCCCAGUCAUUUGUUGAAGCAGCCGAAGGAUUAAAUAACGGGGAGCCAUUUUUGGUACGCAAACUGUUGCAAAUUAAUGACGAUAUGAAUAUUCCGAUGAUGGAAGUGAACUACUACCUCAAGGUUAUUAACCAGUUUGAACAUUUUCAACAUCCACAUAUAGUAAUUUCACUCGCAGAAGAAGCAAUAUGUAUUGCUAGUGAAUCUGAUCCUAAUAUAGCAACGUUGUAUCUAAAAGUAUUUAAGUAUCAUUUAGAAUUAGGACAUUAUGAGAAAGCCUAUAAUGCUAUGGUUACCAAUCCAGAUCCCUCCAGCUGUAAAGAUUGUCUACGACAGUUACUGAAUGUGUUGUGUGACCGCAAGCAGUUAAAUAUUUUGGUCAGAUUUCCUUAUAAUAAUCUCCAGGAAGAGGUGGUGUCUAUUCUAAAGAACCGAGCCCGAUCUGUUGAUUUGUCUUCACACAAUUAUUAUGACCUGUUGUUCUCAAUACAUAUUUCAAGAAAUAGUUACCGAGCUGCUGGCAAUGUGAUGUACGAACAAGGUCUGCGGCUGGGGCAAGAACUGCCAGGGGUUCGUGGUCUUCAGCGCCAAGUUCAGUGUUAUUUGGCUGCUAUGCAUGCCUUACGGUUGGCGAAGCCAGAAUAUGCUUGGGUGGUGAAGCCUAUACCAAAUUGUUUAACUCACCCAGCACCUGAAGAAGGAACUUCUCCAAAACAUUACCUUGAUGGUGAGGAAAAAAUAGUGACGGAUGGCCCUGCCAUACAACCUGAUGAAAUGAUUGGUAUAUUAGUCAGUGUUGGACUUUUUGACAGAGCUAUCAUUAUUUGCAAAGCAUACGAUCUACCCUUAAAUCCAGUGUUUGAAAAUUUGGCUUUACGGUAA
Messenger RNA from Octopus bimaculoides (California two-spot octopus), 3637 nucleotides. RefSeq names its product nuclear pore complex protein Nup160. The record is from RefSeq and is a predicted model, not a curated record. Gene Ontology annotation, cellular component: nuclear pore. Gene Ontology annotation, molecular function: structural constituent of nuclear pore. Lineage: Eukaryota; Metazoa; Mollusca; Cephalopoda; Octopoda; Octopodidae.